Trichoplax adhaerens is the source of this 744-nucleotide messenger RNA. RefSeq lists its product as uncharacterized. Gene Ontology annotation, cellular component: RNA polymerase I complex. NCBI's taxonomy places the organism in Eukaryota, Metazoa, Placozoa, Uniplacotomia, Trichoplacea, Trichoplacidae. The record is from RefSeq and is a predicted model, not a curated record. The coding region runs from base 1 to 744 and encodes 247 amino acids. Gene Ontology annotation, biological process: DNA-templated transcription initiation. The transcript has 2 exons.
AUGGCUGACGAAUGUGAGGAGACCAAUGACUAUCGAGUACAUGCACCGGAUUUUGGCGAAGCUAAAAAGUUAUGCAAUGGACAAUAUACUUGCCUUAAUGUUCAGCAACGGGUAGAAGAGAUUUUACUCCCGUAUCGCUUUUUAAGUAAUGUUUACGAUGGUAUUACAGCUACAUUGAAAGAGAAGAAUUUAGUUUACUGCCAUCAAUUAGCAGGUGUAGUAUUAGCAUUUGGUAAUGUCCAUUUGUUGCAAGAUCAAGCUAAAGUCGUGGAUGAAUUACCUGUGUUGGUGGUCAAAGUUCAAGUUGAGUAUGUCGUUUUCAAGCCUACCGUAGGCAGUACAUUGAUUGGAGUUGUAACUAGGAUUGGUGCCGAUUAUUUUGGUUUGUUGGUACAUCAAUGUAUUAAUGCCUCUAUUCAUCUUAAAAAGAAAAAGUUGAUCGGCUUGCAACUGCAAGUAGGUAAAAAUGUAGCAUUUUUAGUCAAAACUGUUUAUACUGAAGAUGGACUCUUAUCCAUUGGUGGCAAGCUCCAUCAAAGUCAUAAGACGGGAAGUAUUCCUAAUGAAGGAAAUGUUCGAGAUACUAAGGGAAAGACGACUGAUUCCCCUUCGGAAAUCAUCAUUUCUAAUGGCGGUAAUGACGAUAACAGAAACAACGGCAGUUUAAAGAGAAAGAAGGAUAAGAAAAAAGAUCAAGCUGGAAAGAAAGCUAAAAAGAAAAUGAAGCUUGAUAAGUCUAAGUAA